Macrobrachium nipponense is the source of this 1598-nucleotide messenger RNA. RefSeq lists its product as uncharacterized. NCBI's taxonomy places the organism in Eukaryota, Metazoa, Arthropoda, Malacostraca, Decapoda, Palaemonidae. The coding region runs from base 141 to 734 and encodes 197 amino acids. The transcript is spliced from 7 exons. The record is from RefSeq and is a predicted model, not a curated record.
GCCCUAUACGUCGUCGAGUGGCUCCUAAUUAUUUCGUUGACGAGUUGAGAAGUCGAUCAAAAUCUACCGUCCAUUUCAGAACUGAAUUCGGUGAACUGAAAUGUAAAAAUGUAGUACAACCUGGUACUUGGUCACAAAUCAUGGUCCACGAAGCAACACUUCAUGAAUCAGGCGAUUCAGCGGUUCUCUUGGAGAUGGGACCCAGAAUUAAGCCAUUUGCAGACAUCACAACAAACUCGCGAGUGAGACGUUCGACGGCCCCUGGGGGCUUCUCCAACGGGAACGCCCCGGUGAGCCACACUCUCAGGGUAUCUGGAGGCCUCAACAUCUACCUGCAUCUCAGUGACGGAGUCCCAAGUCUGAAUAUGCCCAAUGCAACUGGGCAUUCAGAUAUGUGCAUCAAACUGCACAGGAUUAUUCUCACCGACAGAAUCCAAGCCGGAGAAAUUGUCAUUAUGGAGUCGGCCGAAGACAAUAAGUACCUGAGUGGGUCCCGAACGCCGUCAUCCACUUCGUCCGGCGUCGUCGAACUCGUGAGCGGAGAAGCAGGCAGCCUGGAAACGGUGUCAGCGAACGACCCCAGACUGUUCCAGAUCAGCAGAGAAGUGGGCAGCCUGUCCUGUACGAUCAGACACAAGCAGACAGGAUUGUAUCUGUCAGCGUCAGGCAACAGCCUCGCGCUGACGACAGAAAAUCGUACACUUUUCGAAAAGUAUCGUUGCGAUCAUUCUUGAAGACGCGAAAUUAAAACUCCGCCAAACAGUCAGUCAGUCAUCCCGGUCUGAUGUUGCCAAGAGUGUGAAUUUCCUCCCGCUUGCAAGUGCGCUGUAUGGAAGAAUUUCUGCAGAAGAAGAAUGACAGAACAGAGUUAGAAAGUCAGCAGAGAUGGAUCUCCAACAACAGUUGACAGUCAGCGAUCAGAUCUCAUUUAAAAUAGCAAAAAGUAACACUGAUCUGUCAAAUCCCGAAAUACUGACAAACUGUUUACAAAACCAUAUGAGAAAAGUAUUUGGUUUCAUGUUUCUAUUCAGAAUGAGCAAUAUCAGAGUCGCCAAAUAUGUGAAGUUUGUUUUCCCCAAAGAAUAAAAAAGAUCAUAAUUUUUUCUAUCAUAUCGCAUAGAUGCUAAGCACAUUCACUUCGGUUAUCAUAAUAUUCAUUGUAUAUGUCUGCUAAUUUUGGCUAUAAAAUAUUGACCUUCAUUAUAAUUUAUUGGGUUAUUAAAUAGAUAUUCUUACAAUAUGAUUUUUUUUUCUGCUAUUUUCUGUUUUCAUCGUUUCAUUCCUCAUAUUCUCAAGAGACACAGCGUACUUGUUGAACCUUGGAAUUAUAAUAAGACUUUGUAUUGAAUGGAAAUCGAAGCCCCCUGGAGUCUCUGGUUUGUACUAAGCUCUGGCAGAAGUCACAAGUCAUAGUACUACACUCUCUUGUGGGAUUCAGGAGGGCCUUUAAUGGACUUUUGUGGUCGAAGCAUCAGUUAAUGCACUAAAUAGGGGUAGUGCUUGCUUUUUCCUCCACUUGGAUCCGUGUCUUACCUCUGACAUACGCAAAGCUUGCUCAGGUAUACUUGCCCGCCUGCUUGGAGAUCAGCGCCGUCCUC